AAGAAAGUAAUAGUUGUGUCGAGCCGACAUAACAUGUCCACUUGCGUCCUCUCCAUUCACAGUCAUUGUGCCACUCACGUCUUGCGUUGAGAGAUUCUAUCGGGGAGUAAGUAGUUGGCAGAGUGGUGCAGCCUCCUUCACCACUGACACCAGCAGCCGCUGUUUCUGCACACCCAGCGUACUAAUUGGAUACGGAAUAACUGGAAUUUGUCUACUCAUGUAUGCUCAGGGCAUAACGGCUGGCUAAGCCCUCGCUCAGGAUGCCGAGACGAGGCGGCCGCCGCACCGGUACAGCCGGCAGAAGCAGAGCACGUCGAGCCAACCGGCACCACCACCAUCGGACUGUCCGUCACCACCACCACCGCAGCCACUUCAGUCAUGCCCACCGCAGCCACUUCAGUCAUGCCCACCGCAACCAUCGCACCCGUCUGCACUUUGGCCAUGGACGUGCGCGCAGGGGAGGCGGUGCCGGUAACGGGGUGGUUGUUGUGGGAAACGGGCCCAAUCCAUGCGGCAUAGUAGCUAUGAGUUUCGGUUUCUUCUUCCUCUUCAUUAGUUCUAUAUUACUCGGUUUGGGCGUCUCUCAAUCGAUCACGGGAAUGGCUGUAGCUGGCGGUGUAAUCCUUUCCUUCGCCGUGAUGCUGUGCUGUGGAGGAGUGUUCGCGUGUGCAAGCGGCGGGCGCAGCGGGCCACAGGUGGGUGACAUCGAGCAAGGCCGUGGCAGUAUCGGUUCCACCGCCACCACCGUCACGCAGCCCAUGCCUGACCCGAGCGCACCACUCGAUCAGCAGUACCCGGCACUGGCCGGUGGAGCUGAUUCGGUGAGCGCAGUAGCUCCUCCACCGCAAGCGGGCAUUCCCGUAGGCCAGCCGUACAAUCCCGGAUUUUCCGCCGCCGCUCCGCCUGUCUAUCCUGCAGCGCAGCCCGCUGGAGCUGCGCCGUACACGGCGUAUCCGGUUGCACUGCACGCACAGCCACCGUACCCCACUGGCGCCGUGCCUGCUGCAGCAGCUACGGCGUAUCCACCCGGAGUUGCGGUUCCAAUGCAAACGAUAGGAAACGUGCAGCCCUACGCUGGUGGCGUUGCCGGCAGUGCUGCUGUACCAGCGUCUGAUGAUGUAGGCGGUGGCCUGCCCAGCUACGACGAUGUCGUUGGCAAAGGCAUUGCCUGAGCAGCGUAUCUGCGAUCGGUGUGUUUGCUCAGCACAAUGUACUCUGCACGGCUCGGUGUCUGCCAAUGAACUCGGCGACGAGGUUCCUUGUUGCAGUGCCAUGCAGCCUGCUGCUUCCUGAGACUGUGCGUGUCAAUGCGCAUCUGAUCUGCGUGCGUCCCUACUCCAUUGGAAUCCC
This is a messenger RNA of Sycon ciliatum, 1350 nucleotides long. RefSeq names its product transcription initiation factor TFIID subunit 4-like. The coding region runs from base 261 to 1172 and encodes 303 amino acids. The record is from RefSeq and is a predicted model, not a curated record. Lineage: Eukaryota; Metazoa; Porifera; Calcarea; Leucosolenida; Sycettidae. The transcript has 4 exons.